AUGAAUUCACACGGGUAUUUUGACAGUAUUAAUAUACUAAAUGGAUUCCAAGACUACAGUAAAUUAAACUUUGACGGUGUCCAGGAUAUAAAUUUCUUUUUCCUCAAAUAUGGACUCGAAAUAAUCUGGUUUACUGCAAUUUUAGACAUUUCCAAUGUAUCCUUGUAUCAGAUAAAUGAUAGAGGUUUCUAUGGUGUUGCUGCCUAUCCUGUGGUCAAUGGAACACAAAUAAUUGCAGACAGUUGUAAUUACGGAGCCCUUUUAAUAAUUCAAAGUCAAAAUGGAUCUGUCCUUAUUUUACGUUUCACUAAAAUCCUGAACAACUAUUAUUUACGGUCAAUUCAAGAUUUUGAAUUGAAUGAUAUGACCCACUUAACAAUUUGGAAAGGAAUGAAUCAGUUGCAUUUAGGCAUUGCAUCUGAUUCAAAUGUUUCAAUUUUCACUUGGUUUGGUAACUACUUUGAUCUGAUACAAAUUAUUAAUGUUGGUACUAAGAAGUUAAUCCCCUUUCAAAGCAAAGGGUUUAUGUACCUGGCAAUAACUGGCUCUACAACCUAUGUUUUUAAGUAUUUUUUAAAGUCUAAUGAGUUUCUAGUAAUGCAAAGGUUACCAUUCAGUCAGGACGUUUCAUUUUUUGAAUUAAAGAAUGGUCAUUUCAUGGAACACUUUCUAAGCUUGUCCACAGAAUCUUUAACUGUCAUUUACAAAGAAAUCCAUGACCGUUUUGUACCAUUUCAACAAAUUUCCUCUGGCAAAUUUGCUGUUCCCAUUAUUUUAAAUAGAGCAAUUAUACUCUUAACUUGGCACGAAGACACAAUGGUAACUUUUCAGUAUGAUGGGUGGCGAUUCGUUGAAUUACAUAUAAGACUGUCUGGAAUUAGUCAUUUUCAUCAAGUUAUAUUGUACGGAAAGAAAUUCUUAUUGGUGAAGGAUAAACAUAAUAGAUGGAUAUUGAAAGAACUGCUGUGGAUAAAAAAGAAAUCUUAUAAAGAUCUGCAAAAAGAAAUAAAGAUAUGGAAUAUAAAUGCUAUGAAUACAGUUCAGAAAAGGGUGGAAGAAGUUCCACAACUAAAUAAUCCUAUUAGAAUUUUGAGAGGUCAUAUUGAUCAACUUCAUGUUCACAAUAUAAAUGAACACAACUCACAGAAAUUAAAGAGCGUAUCAGAGCAAUAUAAAAACCUGGUUUCAAAAUUUCAAGGGCAGAAAAUUAUCAUAAAUAAUAAGUGGCACCCUGAAAAUUUAACUCUUAUAUCUUUGCAUGCAAAGAGGAUUCAAGUAAAAUGUAAAAUAAAAUGCAAAAUCAACAAAUUAAAUGUUAAAAGGAAUGCUAAUCUUCUGUCCAAGUUAACAAUGUCAAAUAACAUGAAUGCAGAUUUGAGUUACAAAAAAUUGAAAGUUAAAGAAAUAAAAAAUUGGAAAUGCCCAUUUGUCAGUCUUCCAAUAGAAGAUAUUAUUAUUGAUAAGUCAAUAAAUGGAAUAUCCUUAAGUAAUUUACUGGAGAAUGCUUUGAAAGUGUCUGCAAAUCAAGAAGUCUUAGGAGAGCACACUUUCAGUAAUGUGAAUGUGACAAAUGCUUCUAUGUUGAUGAAUAUUGCCACAUAUUUAACAAAACAAGAAGUGAAGAUAAAAGAUGUGAAAGUUAGAGAAUUAAACUUAACAGAGGGUGGAAUUUUAUUGCCAUUAAAUGGUACAUUCACAAUAAUGACUGGUUCGAUCAAUGUACAUAAGUUAAAAGUGAAGGAGAAUCUGCGAUUGCAAGGAUCAUUUACAGGAAAAUGGGCAACACAAGUAUCACCUAUAAUAUUCACUUCUCAGCCUAUGAUUUUGGAUGGUAAUUUCAACUUGGAAAAUGUUAAGAUUGAGAAUUUGAAUUCUACAGACUUAAUUGUCAACAAAAUAGGAUUAGUGAAGAAUAUUUUAUCAAAUGCAAUAUCUUUAUACAAUAAUGUACCAGUGUCUUUAUUACUUUCCAGCAAAGCAAUGAAAUGGAGUAACAUUACUUUACAUGGCCACCAAAAUUGGAUCACUGCAAAUUCUCAAAAUGUUAUUAUGACAUCAGCAAGAAAGAAAUUUCUGCACAAUGUUGAAGUACCACAAGUUUCUUAUAAUAACUUAAAACUUCUACGGUAUACAAACCUAUGUGCUAUUACCAUAAUUGCACCUGAAAUUAGAACUUUUACAUUAGCAGUGAAUAACAUUACUGUGAAAAGUUUAACAAGUUCACGUGUUUUUGGAAAUUUAGGAGAAAGACACUUUUCUGAUAACUCAACAUUUCUAUUUGAAUCUAUUUUGCCUGGUGAACAAUACUAUCGUAAUAUUACUACAAAAAAUAUAAUUACAACACACCUAAAUAAUAUAAAUUUAAGAGUACUGAAGAUGCUUGCAAAUUCAUGGGUUGAACCCAAUGUCUUCAACGCUUCAAUUGAAACAACCAAUUUAAUAAUAAACAAUCUUCUAUUUCCUAUUGAAUUUCAUGAAAAACUUGUCAGAAUAAGAAAAAAUAUAAUUUUAGAGCAAGAUACUCAUGUGGAUGAUAUUAAUCAUGUUAAUUUUGCUAAUCUCUUGGCUAAUGCCAUAAAACUUGAAGAUAUGAUACCUUUACAAAAUAUAACAUUCAGUAAAGGUUUUACCUCAAACCGUAUGCAUACCUUUUAUUUUCCAUCAUACUUGAUGGAAAUGAAAAGAGACUUUAAUCUUCAUGAAAAAAGAAUUUCUGGAAAUAUAGAAGUGAAUACAAUGAAUCUAGCAUAUUCUUUUGAACUUACCGAAAAUAAUAUUCCAGUUAAUAUUAUUGUCAAGGAACUUGCAACUUUCCCAAUGGAACCAAUAAUAAAAAAUAUAAAUAACACUAAAUUGGAAGAACUGUUUACAGAGGUUUGGAUAGCAACAAAUCUAACUACCUUCCAUGGAAAAAAUCUGUAUAUAAAGGAUGCACUGAUGAAAGGAAACAUUUCUCUAAGUAAUUCUACAAAUAUCUUAAAUUCUGCAAUAUGGAAGGACAUUUCUGAACGUGUUUUGAGCAAGACAAAAUUACAGAAAAUAAUAGUUCCUGUCUUUUUGCAUAACAUUAAAGUCCCUGCUAUUGUAGAUUCAAGUGUUUCAAUUAUAAAAUCUUCAGUAUCAGAUAUUAAUGACAUGUUCAAUAAUUUACUGGUGAAAAAUACAGAUCAAAAAGUGCAAGUGAAGUGGACAUUCAAUACAUUAAAGAUCUUAGGGAAGUUGUACGUAAAAAACAGAAUGAACAGCAUGGAUCUUAAGAAGGAUGUAAUGAGAAACGAUUUUAAGGAAAAUAUUGUAACUGAAAAGAAAAUAAUUAAUGUUUUGACUGUGGAAAAUUUGAAUGGAUAUGGUUUUGAUAAAUGGGCUAAAAAUGUUCUGAUGCAGAAGAAAAAACAUGUAACCAUCAAGGGACGAAAGAAGUUUAAUACUGUUACCUUUAGCAAUAUAAAGGUAUCUGGAACUAUAAUGGAAUAUAAUAUUGCAGAAGCAUUAUCAAAGUCUAAGAAUCAAACAAUCUAUGGUCAAAAAAUAAUUCAAGGUUCUAUUAAUGCAUCCGAGCUUAUUAUUAAUGGUUUAAUAAAUGAUGUAAACCUGACUAAAUUGAUGGAUCAUCAAUUGAAAAAACAUAAAUCUCUACAGAAAAUAAGAACAGGAAUCGAAUUGCAGAAUAGCUUAAACAUUGUUGGAAAUCUGACAAUUAAUGGUACUUAUUCAGGGGCAGAAAUGAAGAACUUUUACCAAAGUUAUUUUAAUGAAAUGCCUAUUGCAGAGAAAAUAAAGAAAUUUUCAAGAGCAGCAGAAACAAUUAACACCGCACUACGAAAUAGAGUAGCCUACAUAAAUAAAUUGAAAGUCAUAAAAGACAUCAUUCAUACCUCUAAUAAAUCAGCAAGUAUUCAAAAAGCACAAUGCAAAGCUGCAAACUUUUCUUCAUAUUGUACUAAUCAACGUUUAACAAAUCUUGUUUUCAAAAUGAAUAUUAGUGAUUUUAUAUUGAUAGAAUCGAUUACGUUGAACGAAAUCGAAUUCAUCAUAGUGGUAAAGUUUGAUGCAGUGUCUAUAUAUUCAUACAGUAAUGAACAAAAUAAUCUUAUUCACUUAAAAGACUUACACAUUCCAAAGAUAAUGGACGCGUUCGUGGAGCCCAUGUUACAUUCUCUAUGGAUCAUGCUACGAUUGCCAUCGCAGACAUUGGUGUUACACUAUCAGGCGUGGAAGGAUUUGCAAGAAUAUGUUUUGCCAGCUACGGAUGUAUUCAUAGUAAGUCGAACGCGGAACGAUCAGCUCUUAUUAUUGUUGUCAGACGGCGUAUGGAAUCUUAUGGGACUCGCGAGUCCUCGAAAGAUCAUUGGAAUUCCUUUGAAGGAAAAAGUGGAGACUUUUGCCGACGGAUUUUAUUAUUAUGUGAAAUGUAUUUCGAAAAAUAGUACAGUACUAUUGAAAGCGCGAUACGUAGGAAAUUAA
Molecule: messenger RNA, 4464 nt
Organism: Habropoda laboriosa
Lineage: Eukaryota; Metazoa; Arthropoda; Insecta; Hymenoptera; Apidae
Exons: 14
Coding region: 1-4464 (1487 amino acids)
Source: RefSeq, a predicted model, not a curated record